Dentiscutata heterogama is the source of this 770-nucleotide messenger RNA. Lineage: Eukaryota; Fungi; Glomeromycota; Glomeromycetes; Diversisporales; Gigasporaceae. The record is from the annotation of a GenBank genome assembly.
AUUCUGAAAAAUUUAAAAGCAUAUUAUGUUAUUAUGGAAAAGCUCUUACUGAUGCAUUGUAUGACUAUCAACACCGGCAGCACAAAGAUGUUUUAUAUGAUCCCAAUGAAUUUGUAGCGAUGUUAAACAAUUAUAAUUCAAAUCUGAAAUCAUUCUUUGAUGCAAUAGUUGAAAUGACUAAUCCGAAAGAAAAAAGUAAUGAAACCAAUGAAGUUAACCAAUAUAAAGUUGUUGGUAUUUGCUAUGAACUUGCUGGAAUGCGAAUUGAUGCAUUAGCUACUUUAGGUGUUACUGCAUCAUAUAAAGUAAUUGCAACAAGAAAACAAAAAUUAUUAGAAACACGAGAUUCAGAUCUCAAAUAUAUUUUAAAGAUCAGAUAUGCGCAUUUUUUAAAUGUUGAUGACUACCAUGAUAUACAUGAAAAGCGAAUGCCUAAUGUGACUUCACUUCACACGAUAAAUCAUAUGGCUACUAUUUGUGUUAAUUUGUCAAAACAUUGUAUGCUAAUUCCAUAUUAUUUAUUAUCAGGAUAUAAUAUUCACAAUCCUGAAUUUAUUGAUGCUAAUAUUAUAAUUUCAAAGCUUCGUAUAGAAUAUAUGCAAGUUUUUAGUACAAGUUAUACUGAUCGAAAAAAAGAGUGGAAUAGUAUUCAAGAAAUUGCAAACUUACCUGAUAAUACAUUAAUUGAUAGUUUAACAGUUCAUAUAUAUGAUUCAGAUAUAGCAGAGCACAAAGAAGAAAGAAACUUCAUUCAAUGGAUGCUUAUUUAA